UGGCUUUGGUGAUGUCAUAGCGACGUGUGCACAAACGUUACGUCAGGAGACGUCACAGGAAUGGUGGACUGCUGUAGCGCGAGGAGCGGUAUGACAACUGUGAGAAACUUACGAGCCGAAAAGACAGCUUUACGACACCACUAAAGCCUUACACUGAUGGACAACAAAAGACGUCAUGAUGAGAGAUAUUGAUUCAAGAGAAAGGGUUCAAGAUGACACAUGGUGUGAAGGGGCACAAAAUGAGGAAGAGGAAGACGAUGAGGAGGUUACCCCAAUAAGAUCCAGUUUCUCUGUGGAGGACCUGCUCGAUGAGGUGGAGAAGAUCAGCAGUGUCGCCAGUAGCGGCAAAAAGGUGGAGAUUGUAGUGAGACUGUGGAAAAAUGGCUUCACGGUAAACGAUGAAGAGUUUCGCAGUUACACUCUAGAAGAAAACCAAGAGUUCUUGGAGGCCAUUAAAAGAGGGUGAUUAGAGCUGCCUCUGGAGCUUGAAGGAAGAGCUGAGGAUGAAGAACUAGAAGUCAAUGUGGAGGACAUGAAAGAUGAAGUUUAUGUCCCAAAGAAAAAGACCUUUCACCCGUUUACAGGCCGAGGUUACAGACUGGGAAGUGUGGCUCCUCGAGUGGUGGCCAGGUCUCGGUCGAUACAUGAGGACUGUUCUGGUCCUCCUCUCCCAGCUGUGGAGCUGAAUGAGGACCUCCCCGUGACCUCCCUCCAGAUCUGGCUGGCAGACGGUCAGCGUCUUGUGCAGAGGUUUAAUCUGUGCCAUCGGAUCAGUGAUGUGCAGCAUUUUGUUGAGCAGGCUCAGAGAACAGAUGCUCCGUUCAUCCUGACUACAUCCCUGCCGUUUCGAGAGCUGAGAGAUGAGGGUCAGAGUUUGGAGGAAGCCGACUUAGUAAAUGCUGUGAUCGUUCAGAGGCCUCUCAACACACAAGCUCCUUUUGGUCACUCCUGACUGUUCCUGCUUGCACCAGAGACUCAGAUUUAAUGGUCCCACACAUUUGACUGUCAUUUCAUAUAUUCUUCCUUAAAGGAAUAGUUCACCCAAAAAUAAUAAAGAAAAGAAAUAUAAAAAGAAAAAGAAAUAUAUUCACACUCAGGCCAUCCAAGAUGUAGAUGAGUUUGUUUCUUCAUUAAAGCAGAUUUAGA
Molecule: messenger RNA, 1146 nt
Organism: Cyprinus carpio (common carp)
Lineage: Eukaryota; Metazoa; Chordata; Actinopteri; Cypriniformes; Cyprinidae
Product: UBX domain-containing protein 2A-like
Exons: 7
Biological process (GO): proteasome-mediated ubiquitin-dependent protein catabolic process; membrane fusion; autophagosome assembly
Cellular component (GO): cytosol; nucleus
Molecular function (GO): ubiquitin binding
Source: RefSeq, a predicted model, not a curated record